AUGGACAGAGAACAAGAGGAGCUUCAAUCUCUAGGAUUCUUUGGCAUCUUGAAAGAAACUUUCAAGCUGGUUCACUCAUGGAGAAAAGUAUUCAGCCAAAUCACUCUAGCCCUUAUCCUCCCUCUCUCUUUCAUCUUCCUAGCCCAUUUCCAAAUCUCUCAAACCAUCUUUUUCAAGAUCCUAAUCCAUGAAGAUGCUCGUGAUCAUACCCUAACCAACACUCCAAACUAUGAAAAGCUCUCUGAUAUCAUUUCCUCUGAGUGGACUUUGUUUUGGCUCUUCAAAGCUGCCUAUUUCACUUUCUACCUCAUUCUCUCCCUCCUUUCCACCUCUGCAAUUGUUUACACAAUUGCCUGUAUAUACACAGGAAAACAAGUCACCUUCAAGAAAGUCAUCAAAGUUGUUCCCAAGGUUUGGAAGAGACUCAUGGUCACUUUCCUUUGGAGUUUUGCAAUUGUUUUUGUUUAUAACAUUGUUGCAAUUGCAUUAAUUGUCUUGUGGAUUGUCUUUGUUGGGCCCGUUACAAUUGGAAUUGUGGUUCUGGUGUUGUUCUUGAUUCUGUAUCUUGUGGGUUUUGUUUAUAUUGGGAUUGUUUGGCAUUUGGCUUGCGUGGUUUCUGUUUUGGAAGAGGUUUAUGGGAUUCAGGCUUUGAAAAGGAGCAAAGCUUUGAUUAAAGGAAAGAUGGGAAUUGGGGUUGCAUUUUUCAUCUUCAUUGGGUUUUGGUAUUUGGUAAUUAAACUGCUGUUUGAGCAUUUGGUUGUGCUUGGUGUUGUGCCUGGAAUUGCUAUUAGAAUUGGGAUUGGAAUCCUUUGCUUCAUGAUGCUGUUCAUGGUGAUCCUCUUCAGCCUUGUUAUUCAAACUGUUAUAUACUUUGUUUGCAAGUCAUAUCACCAUGAAAAUAUUGAUAAGUCCUCCUUAGCUUACCAUCUUGAGGUUAAUCUUGGAGAGUAUGUUCCUCUAAGGGAAAAAGAUAUCCAAUUAGGGGAGCUUCAUGCUUAG
This is a messenger RNA of Ziziphus jujuba (common jujube), 999 nucleotides long. RefSeq lists its product as uncharacterized. The record is from RefSeq and is a predicted model, not a curated record. The coding region runs from base 1 to 999 and encodes 332 amino acids. Lineage: Eukaryota; Viridiplantae; Streptophyta; Magnoliopsida; Rosales; Rhamnaceae. The transcript has a single exon.